GCACACGAGGGUUGGUAGACUAGCUGCUGUCGGUCAUCAGGUAGGCGUACCCAAGUUCAGUUGUGUAGUGUUUAGAAUGACGUUUGAUCGGACAUGAGGGGUAGAGAAAUGCUACAGUACGACCUGCUGCUAACGACUGCGACACAGCCAAUGCGAGAACGUAUUCAGUUGGCCUCUGCGUUAACCCCUUUCUACCCCGCCUCUCCAUUCGUCUGGACGCUGAUGCUGCCUGCAAGACGAUGAACGCCAAUGCUCGAAAAGUCCGCAACCAAGAUAACAAUCCCUGCAUUGAGGAAAGUGAUGGCUCCCAGAACUGCCUGAACAGAAACAACUAUGACAAGUCCAUGUGCAGUUUCUACUUCCUGAGAUACAAGGAGUGCAGAAAGUACUGGCACAAUGUCAUGAUUCAGCGUCGGCGAGAAGGUACGAAGCCAGACAUGCCGACAGCAGCGGAACGGGAGGAGAUCCUUGCUGCCCUGGGUGGGAAACCCUACUGAGAAUGAAGAAACCCUACAGGAAGAACCAGGCUGCUGCAGCCACACAGCAGCAUCUACCUGAGCACUCCUCAGCAACUCUCUGUGACUGAGUGGCUGUGACUGAGGACACAUUUCACUGAAAGCACAGUUCAGACCCUGUUUCUGGUUGGGCCUGUGGACCAUCUUUAACACAAACCAGUGGGAAUGCUGUGGAUAUGACAUGGGCAUGUGUGUCACCUUCUAAAAUGACUUUGCAUAGUUGUAUCAUGGAUAGUUGAUUUGACCCAUGCCCUGUGAAGGGGUGUUUUGAUGGUCAAAAAAGCUUGUACUGACUGUAAAGAGUGUGGUAAAGAAGUGUAUGUUGCUGAUACAACAACCUGUGUGUGUUUGUUGUGGUUUAUAUAUUAUUCAGAUGCAUCGCUAUGGAUUGUCGCCUUGAAAUUGAGGCGACUAGGGGGUUCUCACUGAAAAAUGCAGUACCACUGAAGUAUUGUGUAUUAAAUGUCUAACCCUGUAUAGUCCGCGGGAAUAAAGGAGGAACUGGUACCAGAUGCGGCCUUGUUGUGCCAACACAUCACCAUAUUGGUGGCUUUGCUGAAGACCUUAAUAAACUAUAUGGAACAUGUCAA
Sardina pilchardus (European sardine) is the source of this 1105-nucleotide messenger RNA. It is a transcript of the gene chchd7, whose product is annotated as coiled-coil-helix-coiled-coil-helix domain containing 7. The coding region runs from base 240 to 497 and encodes 85 amino acids. The record is from RefSeq and is a predicted model, not a curated record. Gene Ontology annotation, biological process: mitochondrial respiratory chain complex assembly. Lineage: Eukaryota; Metazoa; Chordata; Actinopteri; Clupeiformes; Clupeidae. Gene Ontology annotation, cellular component: mitochondrion. The transcript has 4 exons.